Messenger RNA from Cladocopium goreaui, 3324 nucleotides. NCBI's taxonomy places the organism in Eukaryota, Dinophyceae, Suessiales, Symbiodiniaceae. The record is from the annotation of a GenBank genome assembly.
AUGUUAGGACUGGCACUGGAGCUGCAAGGAGAUGACACUAACAAUGAACUAGCGCUAGAGCGGCAGGAUGCUGCACCGUCUCCGGACAGAGGCGGAGGCGGAGAUGCAAUUUCUGAGGAGGAAAGCGGCGAAGCCAGAGAAACAAAAAGCGAGCCGCAAAGUAAACAUAAACGAAAACGAAAAGUUGCUCAGGCAAAAGCAGCUGCCGCGGACGCACGCAAUGAGAGCAGGAAUGAAAACCCAGAAUCCGAGGCGUACAAAAAGUGCCAGGGCCCCUGCGGAAAACGCAAGCUCAGCGACCAGUUCAACCUGGACCAGGCAAAGUGCAAAGAGUGUUCCUUGAACGUGAGAUCUUUUUGGAAGAAUGCCAAGUCUCAGAAGGUGGACAAAGAAAUGAAAAAUCUAGAGGAGAAGGACCCCAACACUUUCAAGGACAUUUUGAAAGAAUAUUGCCGGGAACGCGCAACAGCUGCGCAGAAUCAUCGAAAAGUCAAAUUCAACAUAACGGAGUACAAAGAAGGGAUUGUCGCGCGAAGCGGUGACCGCAAAGAAGUCAUUAGAGAAAUGAUGUGGGAGGGACAAUGGAUGGAAGCGGCGAAGACUGCCGCGCACGGCUUCUUAACGACGGAAGAGGCCCAGAGCAAGUGGAAACAAUGGGAAGCGGACCCCGCCAUCAAGAAAGAUGAUAAUGGUCCGCGUGGGUUUCAGCGCAUAGCGGUUCCAACCCGCACAGAGCUAGCGGAAUAUGAAGAUGUCGGGAGACAAAGAGAGCUCAUGCAAGCGGAGCGGAUAUCCCGCAAUGCAAAAGCGGAGACGCUGACCGCCCGGGCUGAGAUGGUCCUAUCUGAGGGAAACGAUCCAGAAAAGGAUAGGAUUGGCAACAUGAAUCUAGGUGACAUCCGAGCAAAAGCGCAAAGCAGCGGUGUCGACAUGUCCGAGAUGUGCGCACCACAAAUAGGAGAAAUCGCCGACAGCGCGGCUGCGAAGCGCAGGCGCUCAAGUGUCAGCCAGCGAAAAAAAGGAGAUGAAGACAGUCAAGAGGAUAUGGAUCAGGAAGAAAAGUCUGAGUCAGAAAACGAUAAAUGCCCAGAGAAAGGAAAGAAAGGAAAAGACAAAGAUGAGAAUAACAAAGGAAAGUGGUUUGAUGCGGAAACCAAAUGCCGCAAAGCAGAGCGGGUAUUCCUCGCAAGUAUUGAUUCGUUGCAGAGCAACAUGGAAAAGGUCAUCAAAGAAACUCAAGCGGCUUUGGAGGAAUUCCGCCAAGCUCCAGACAGGGAGGAAUUCCAGGAGGAGAUGCAGAUUUUGGAAAGAUGCGUUGGAAAAAAAUUGAAGGAAGAGUCACAAAAGAAGCGGGAUGCGGAUGAUUCAAAAACGACCUCCCGUGAUGUCAGCGCGCUGCACCGCGCAGGGCCCUGCAGAGAUUUCGAGUUGCUGAAGUCUUUAGAAUAUAUGCGAAGGCAUGCUACCAACUACCGAACCUGCCAGUCCAACGAUGCCAUCAAGAAAGUGACUGAUGAGAGCGCAGAAUGGAAGAAAGUAGCGCUGACGCUGCUGACCGCGGUGAAAGCUGCCAAAACAGACCUGCAGUCAGCCAAAAAAAGGAAAGAUGCGAAUCAAAAAAAAGAAGAGGACAAAGUAGCAAGAGCAGCCAAAGCUGCUGCGAAGAGUCGCGCGGACAAGAUCGCGGCAAAAGGGCGGACUGCGGAAGCCGACACUGCGCAAGGGAAAGUCCGCAAGCGGGUUGCCCCGCAAGGAAUCCAGGGCACAACAGCUGCGGUUGAACGUCUUGGGGCAUUUGGGAAAGUCUUUACUGGAAGUUCCUUGCGGGUAACGGAAGGCCGCGCGCAUGCUGUGUGGAACCAGCACACACCUAAUGCAACAAAGGAGAUGCGGGAACUUGUGGCGCAUAUGCACGUAGCUGCUGCAUUGCCAGUGACUUGGCGGCUACACAGUGAGGCGGAGAAACAACCGCCAAGCGAUGCCUGCUCACCUGCGGAAAACAAGUUAGAUGCCGCCAUGAAGAUAUCCACUUUUGGGCUGGCGGGUUGUACUGUAUCACAUAGCCGCACAGAAGUUGGUUUGCUGCCUUGCUUCCGGUGGGUGCAAGCAGGCACUAUGAUGGUAGCAGUCGGUGUGCCGCAAACAAACUCCGACAUGUUGCAAAAAAUGCAAGACAUCAUGCAAAGCAGCAGCGAGGACAGCAUACAGAAGGUAUGCAGAGAGGAAGUUUUGAGAUUUGCCACCGUGGGUCCAGGGGACCUCCUAUAUAUCCCUCCGGGAGCGGUUGUUUCGCACAAGGUCCAUUCCCAAGAUGUGCUUGGCAUGCGCUUUGGAAUUUUGGCAGAUGAAAUGAAGUCGAGGCUGGAGUCCCUGGUGCAAGCGGUAUCGCAGCAACCUCCAUUGGUAGCGGUGCUCACCGCAGCUGUCACAAGGCUGAAACCUAUUGGAUUCGGGCCUGAAGGAGGAGAAGAAGUUAUGGCCUGCGAUGACGAUGACGCUGAGGAGGCGGGUAACCAAAAGGCUGAAGGGCUCAACCUGUUAAAACCGCCAAAAUCCGCAACCCUGCAAGCGGAAGCCACGGAAGCGUUGCCGGCGGCAUCAGGAGGCGCCUUGAUCGCAGAGGCAGUGGCAGAAGAGCCAAAAGUGCCAAAAGCCCCAGAAGAAGACGUGGAAAAUGGUACCGCCGCAAAGCAAGAAGCUGAUGGCGCCCCAGCUGUUGGCACAGCUGAAGAUACCACAAAGGCAGCGGAAGAAGCCGCGCAAGCAGUGCCAGCGGCAGCGGAAACACCCGCGCCAAUGCAGACAAUAGUCCCUGGAACUCCGGAAAAACAAGAAAGCGAUGCUGCCACUGCCACAGCGGCAUUGCAAGAUCCGGCGCCGGAAGAGCGCAGCACAGAAAACGAAAAGGCUAAUGCUGCCCCAGGUGUUUGCACAGCAAAAGACACGGCCAAUGAGGGUGAAGAAAAGAAAAAGCAAGCAGCGUUGGAAGCGCAGAAAGAAAGCAGCACCAGUACAGAACCCCAAGAGCAAGCGGAAGGAUCCCCCGCAGCGACGCAGCCAGCAAGCUUGGAAGCUUCGAAGGAGGAAAAAAGCGACGCUGUUCCUGCGGAGAAGGUUGUACCCGCCAGUAGCAGUGGCCCACCUUCGAGGCCCCCAUCACAAACUUCCCCAGCGGAGGAGCCGGCAGCCAAGGCCAAAGCCUUGCCCAAGGGCGCGCCCAAACCAGAACCCAAGAGAGGGAAAGACGAGAAAGAGGCUAAAAAAACGAAAAAGACGGAGGCAGGCGAGGGACAGAACCAGGCCAAGAAACAGAAAAGAAGAUAA